Molecule: messenger RNA, 2019 nt
Organism: Plasmodium yoelii
Lineage: Eukaryota; Apicomplexa; Aconoidasida; Haemosporida; Plasmodiidae
Exons: 3
Coding region: 1-2019 (672 amino acids)
Molecular function (GO): RNA binding
Source: RefSeq, a predicted model, not a curated record
AUGGUAGACAAUCAAGAUAUAAACAUUUUUUUUGCAUCCAAUUUACCUUAUGAAGUUACAGAAAAUAGUUUAAAAGAUUUUUUUUCUCCACACCUUGAUCUUACAUUCACUAACUUGAAAAGGACAAAGUAUGGAGUAAAAAGUAGUUAUGGGUAUUUACAUUUCAGAAAUAAAAAAGAAGAUGUAAUUUCAUUUAUUGAAAAUAAUAUAUAUCAAAACCACAAAAUAUGGAUAGAUAUAUUUCAGGGCGGGGUGUGUGAGCAGGAGGAUAUCGAAAAGGGGGAGGGGAAUGAAGAGAAUAUCAAAAAGGGUGAGGAAAAUGGUGAGGAAAAUGGUGAGGAAAAGGGUGAGGAAAAGGGUGAGGAAAAGGGUGAGGAAAAUGGUGAGGAAACUGUUGGGGGGAAUUAUAAUGGUAGCCCAGACAUUUGGAGGAAUAUACAGUUUGAUAAACAAAUAAUCGAAUUAAUAAAUAAAAAUGGAGAUAUAACAAAAUAUGGAGAAUCAAUAAUUGAAAAUAUGAAUAUGUAUGAUAUUAUAUUAAUAAUAAAUAAAUUACAAGAAUUAAUACGGGCAUGUCCAGAAACAGCUAUUCAUAUGUUAAAUGGAAAUAAAAAAAUAUAUUAUGCAUUUAUUCAUACACUUUUUCUUUUGGGAAUUUUAAAUAUUGAUGCUAAUAAGUUAAAUGAUGAAGAAUUAAUAUUAUCCAAUUUUUACAAAAUAAAAAAUAAACUACAAUAUUUAUUUUUAAAUAAAAAAGAAAACCAUGAAAUAAAUAACAUUGUAGAAGAAGAUAUAACAUUUGAAAAACAAAUAAAUAAAAAUUGUAAUAAACAAAAUAAAUUAUAUAAUUACCAUGAAGAAAAUUACCAUGAAGAAAAUUAUCCUAAUGCUUUAUACAAUUUUAUAAAAAAAAAAAGAAAUGACAAUUAUAAAAAACAAAAUGAAUAUGGGUUAUAUUUAAAUGAUACAAAAAAAAUGAAAACGGGAGAAACCGCAAAAGAAGAAGAAACAGGAAACAAAAUAAGCGAAAAAAUAAGCGAAAAGACAGACGCACUGAAUAACAUUCAGGAAUAUGAAAACGGUUAUAGUGAAGUGAACGGUUUAAUUCCUAAUAGUUAUGGAAAUGUUUUAUACUCAUUUAUUAGUACCACAUCUAACAAGACAAAUCCAAACGAAAAUGGUUAUGUAGAAAAUAAAAUACAGUAUAAUAAAACUGACACAAAUAAAUCGGGGUUGUAUGGAAAGGGAUUAUAUGGUUCCAAUAAUAAAAAUAAAAAUAAAAAAGUGGAAAAUGAUAUAAAUAGUGGCCAGCCAUAUUAUAACAUUGAUGUAGAAAAUGAUGGAAGUGCCCACGUGGGGAAUACUAGCAGUGCCAACGUGGGGAAAAAUAGCAGUGGCAAUGUAGAGAAAAAUAGAAGCAAUAAUGUAGAGAAAAAUAGAAGCAAUAAUGUGGAGAGUAAUCAUGUAGAGAGCAAUAAUGUGGAGAGUAAUCGUGUGGAGAGUAAUCGUGUGGAGAGUACUAUUGUAGAGAGCAAUAGUGGGGGUGGCGGAGAUGCAUCUAACUUUGGGUCAAACAAAAAUGAUUCACGAGUUAAAGGUUUUGAUUUUGGAAAAAAUUUAAUAAAAAAAAUAAAUACGUCAAAUAAUCAACGACGAGGAAUAAAAUUAAUUGAUAGGACAUCUAAUGGAGAUAAUGUUGAAGAGAAUGUAAUUAAAAUAAAAAAUGUAUAUAAUAUUCAAGAAGAGAUAAAUAAAAAAGAUAAACAUCAAAAAAAAAAUAUUGAAAAUAACACAAAUCUUAAAAAAGUAUUAGAAAAAAUAAAUCUUACAAUUAAUGAAAUUCCAGAAGCAGAAGAACAAUUAAUAAAAGAAGUUAUAAAUCAAAAAGAUAUUCUUCAAAAUAUAUUAGCUAGUAAAUAUCAAGAUAUGUUAAAAUGGAACAAUGAACAAACAUUACGAGUUUUAUCUCUUAGAAAAUCUCUUAAAAAAAAAGGAUACAAAAUUACUGGAUCUAUAUAA